This is a messenger RNA of Capronia coronata CBS 617.96, 579 nucleotides long. RefSeq names its product proteasome component PUP3. The coding region runs from base 1 to 579 and encodes 192 amino acids. The transcript is spliced from 2 exons. The record is from RefSeq and is a predicted model, not a curated record. Gene Ontology annotation, biological process: proteasome-mediated ubiquitin-dependent protein catabolic process. Lineage: Eukaryota; Fungi; Ascomycota; Eurotiomycetes; Chaetothyriales; Herpotrichiellaceae. Gene Ontology annotation, cellular component: proteasome core complex; proteasome core complex, beta-subunit complex.
AUGGUGGGCAAGGACUGCGUGGCCAUAGCCUGCGACCUGCGCCUGGGUCUGCAAGCGUUGACCGUCUCGAACAACUUCCCCAAGAUCUUCACCUACGGACCCUCGGUGUACCUGGGACUGACGGGGCUGGCCACGGACGUGCAGACCGUCAGCGACACCUUCCGAUAUAAGGUCAACAUGUACCGACUGCGCGAGGAGCGGAACAUUUCACCCCAGACCCUCGCCAACCUCGUCUCGAGCAGUCUGUACGAGAGGCGGUUUGGACCGUGGUUCGUCAGUCCCGUGCUGGCAGGAAUCAACCACACUACGGGGAAGCCGUUCAUCUGCGGGUUCGACAGUAUCGGCUGCAUUGAUUUCGCAAAGGACUUUAUCGUCGCAGGCACAGCGAGCGAUCAAUUAUUCGGAACGUGCGAAGGCCUGUGGGAGCCUGAUCUGUCGCCGGAAGAUCUGUUCGAAACCAUCUCACAAGCUCUCCUCAACGCUGUAGACCGAGACGCUCUGUCCGGCUGGGGCGCUCACGUCUAUAUCAUCGAAAAGGAUAAGGUCACCAAGCGGUUACUGAAAGGCCGACAAGAUUAG